Messenger RNA from Penicillium oxalicum, 1425 nucleotides. Its product is annotated as putative zinc metallopeptidase. Gene Ontology annotation, molecular function: hydrolase activity, acting on carbon-nitrogen (but not peptide) bonds, in cyclic amidines. The record is from RefSeq and is a predicted model, not a curated record. Bases 1 to 1425 code for a protein of 474 amino acids. NCBI's taxonomy places the organism in Eukaryota, Fungi, Ascomycota, Eurotiomycetes, Eurotiales, Aspergillaceae. The transcript has a single exon.
AUGCCGCCUCCUCAGUUGACACAAAAGGUCGAGUCCAUCCAGGGUGUUCGGCUCGCCGAUGCUUCGUUCGCGUUGUCGAACAUCCAGGUGCAUCACCCGCCAGACUCACCAUGUGGCGUCAUUGGACCGAUCACCCCGCACCACCUCAUCAACGCGGAAACAGAGCAAGAUGACACCCGUCCACUGGCCUUGCCCGCCCUCACCCAUCCGCACAUUCACUUGGACAAGGCCUUUGUGAAUAGUGUCAGCCAAUAUGCACACCUCCGUCCGCAAAAAGGUGGGUUUCAGGAGGCUCUGUCCAAGACCGCGGAGGCCAAGCGGCAGUUCACGCGGGCCGACGUGCUUCAACGGGGCGAAUGGCUCUUGGCAGAAUCGGUAGCCGCGGGGGUCACAGCCAUGAGGGCCUUUGUCGAGGUGGACCAGACGGUCCAGCAUGUUUGUUUGGAGGCGGCGGUCCAGCUGCAAGAUCAGUGGAAGGAGGUCUGCGAAGUCCAGAUCGUCUGUUUCGCGCAGGACCCGAUCUACUCUACGGGCCACGGCGCGGAAAAUCGGUCCUGGAUGGAGCGAGCGCUGGAGCAACAUCCUCAGGUGGAGGUAAUCGGGUCCACCCCAUACGUGGAAGAGACGAUCGAAGCCGCAAAACAAAACAUUGAUUGGGCGGUCGACAGGGCCCUGCAGUUGGGAAAACAUCUUGAUUUCCACCUGGAUUACAAUCUAGACUACGGCAAGGAGGCGUUGGUGUGGUACGUGUUGGACACACUACGCCAGCGUGGCUGGACCUCGUCGUCGACUACAAAGCGCGUCAUGCUGGGUCACUGCACGCGGCUCACCCUCUUCACCAACGAGGAAUGGGGCCACAUCGCGCAGAUCAUCAGAGAAAACGAUCUGGCUGUCAGCUUUGUCGGGUUGCCCACGAGUGAUCUCUAUAUGGCUGCACCGGCCGAGGAAGGAGAUCCUCAACAUCGCCCCCGCGGCACGCUGCAAGUGCCAGAGAUGAUCCGAAAGCAUGGGUUGGAUGCCGUGAUCGGCGUCAACAACGUGGGCAAUGCAUUCACCCCCUGGGGGUCGCUCGAUCCCUUGGUACUGGCCUGCUUGGGUGUGGGUAUCUACCAAGCGGGUACCCAGGACGAUGCAGCGCUGUUGUACGAGUGCGUCUCCACGCGCGCUCGCGCCGCAAUUGGACUUUCACCCCCGCGUCAGGGCAUCGGUCUUUGCGAAGGAGCGCAGGCUGAUUUGGUAGUGUUUCACCAGCAGGAUCUGACUGGAUGUGGUACGCUCCGUCCUCGCAGAACGGUGGCCGAGCUGGUGUGGGACCCUCCGGCCUGUGUGAGCCGCGAUCUCGUGGUCCGCGGUCGUCUCAAGCGCUCCCAGCGCCUCGAUAUGCGAGGCACAUCCAUCUAUUCCCUGCAGGACAGCUCGCACUAG